Manihot esculenta (cassava) is the source of this 1168-nucleotide messenger RNA. Its product is annotated as bet1-like SNARE 1-1. The transcript is spliced from 7 exons. Bases 598 to 963 code for a protein of 121 amino acids. The record is from RefSeq and is a predicted model, not a curated record. NCBI's taxonomy places the organism in Eukaryota, Viridiplantae, Streptophyta, Magnoliopsida, Malpighiales, Euphorbiaceae.
AUGAGCCGGGCCGGACGGCUCCAUGGGAACGAUGAUUGAUGAUCCCUGGUUCCCUGCAUACGCAAGGGCUUGUUCCCUACCCACUAUGAUCGGACGGCGGAGAAGACUGGAUCACAGUCGAUAGCCCCACAGAAAGCUUAGCGAUUAUCCCUCCAGCCCACAUGCACAUGCUACCAACCUUACGCAAUUUUGCGGGACCCAUAUUUUUCAUCCAAUUUUGUUGAUCGUCCCCCUCUCUGCCUCUCCUCCUUUUUCAUAUUCCCGGCAUAGCCAAACCGCUUCUUCACCUUCCUCUUUCCCUUAUUCCUACUGUCUACUCAGCAGGGGGGAAUUUCCCAGCUUCGCCUCCAAGUGUUUCAAUUUCAAUUUUGCUUCAUCGGAACAGAAGCAAUCAAGCAAAUAGAUACCCGUGAUCGUUAGACCAUGAAUUCCAGGAGUUACAUAGAUCAUUUAUGAGGGUGUAUGGUGCAAAAGAAGGUGAAUACAGUGGGAUUGCACCGAUGGACUGCAUGCCUAUUGAAUACAUUCUCAUACCGGUAAACUAGACCAGUUAACCUCUGUGUCUGUUGGGAGCAGAGUAGAAUUGCUCUAUUCAGCAUGAUGAAGAAAGAUCUCCGUACCAACAGAGCUGCUCUUUUUGAUGGCAUUGAAGAGGGUGGCAUAAGGGCCUCAUCUUCAUACUCUCAUGAAAUUGAUGAACAAGAUAAUGAAAGAGGUAUGGAUGGAUUGCAAGACCGAGUCAAUCUUCUGAAGAGAUUGUCAGGUGAUAUACACGAGGAGGUGGAGACUCAUAAUCGCAUGCUGGACAGAAUGGGUAAUGACAUGGAUUCAUCUAGGGGAGUCCUAUCAGGAACCAUGGAUCGAUUUAAGAUGGUUUUUGAAACGAAAUCAAGUCGGAGAAUGUUUACCCUUGUGGCGUCCUUUGUUGUGAUAUUCCUUAUUGUAUACUAUCUGACUAGGUAAUCAAUCAAAGAUGAUACAGUUGCUAGCGUUGUGUCACUACUUGGAUCCUUCCAUGUGGUUACUGUAAUCAGUGGUGCUUCCCGUUUGUGAGGUAUUCAAUCAUGUUUAUGUAAAGAUGUUGAAACAUGUCAAACAUACAUUGAAUGUAUGGAAUGGGUGUAAAAAAAUGAAAAAGCAAAAAUCUUUGCUCCCGUUUUCACUUAAA